Molecule: messenger RNA, 774 nt
Organism: Procambarus clarkii (red swamp crayfish)
Lineage: Eukaryota; Metazoa; Arthropoda; Malacostraca; Decapoda; Cambaridae
Source: RefSeq, a predicted model, not a curated record
AUGGUGCUGUCUGACGCUAGCUCGGACGCAGUUACGGGGCUGUCUGACGCAAGCUCGGACGCAGUUACGGGGCUGUAUGACGCAAGCUCGGGCGCAGUUACGGGGCUGUAUGACGCAAGCUCGGACGCAGUUACGGUGCUGUCUGACGCUAGCUCGAACGCAGUUACGGGGCUGUCUGACGCAAGCUCGGACGCAGUUACGGGGCUGUAUGACGCAAGCUCGGGCGCAGUUACGGUGCUGUCUGACGCAAGCUCGGACGCAGUUACGGGGCUGUCUGACGCAAGCUCGGACGCAGUUACGGGGAUGUAUGACGCUAGCUCGGACGCAGUUACGGGGCUGUAUGACGCAAGCUCGGGCGCAGUUACGGUGCUGUCUGACGCAAGCUCGGACGCAGUUACGGGGCUGUCUGACGCUAGCUCGGACGCAGUUACGGUGCUGUAUGACGCAAGCUCGGACGCAGUUACGGUGCUGUCUGACGCAAGCUCGGACGCAGUUACGGGGCUGUCUGACGCUAGCUCGGACGCAGUUACGGGGCUGUCUGACGCUAGCUCGGACGCAGUUACGGGGCUGUCUGACGCAAGCUCGGGCGCAGUUACGGUGCUGUCUGACGCUAGCUCGGACGCAGUUACGGUGCUGUCUAACGCAAGCUCGGGCGCAGUUACGGUGCUGUCUGACGCUAGCUCGGACGCAGUUACGGUGCUGUCUGACGCUAGCUCGGACGUAGAUAUGGUGCUGUCUGACGUAAGCUCGGGGCGCAGUUACGGCGCUGUCUGA